Acaulospora morrowiae is the source of this 291-nucleotide messenger RNA. The record is from the annotation of a GenBank genome assembly. NCBI's taxonomy places the organism in Eukaryota, Fungi, Glomeromycota, Glomeromycetes, Diversisporales, Acaulosporaceae.
AUGGAAAAUUAUAGGGAGAUAUUUUCAAAUCCUUUAGAUUUCCCUACUAAUAAAAUGCAUAUUAAUGACGGAGAAUUACCCUCCGUGACUAACAAAAUAUCAGUGACUCUGAGAUUAAACGUUCAGAGACAUGAUACAGGUUGGCAGAGUAUUUUUCAAAAGGGGGGAACUAAUUAUAUUCGGACUCCCAGUCUUUGGCUACGUCCGAACACCGGAAAACUUCACCCUAAUUCUCGGCAAAUAAUUAUUUUGAUUGUGGAAUUGAAGAAAUCUUCAUUGAUCUUGAAUUAA